AUGGCCGCAAGGAACAAUCUCAACAAGAGAGAUAGCAUGAACAAGCAAAGCCUGCAUACCUCAGGAUCGCAUUGGGACAUGGUCCAUUUGGAUGCACUGCAUGCCUAUCGGGAUGACAAUAUCAGUCUCGAUAGGUUCUUCUCUGAUGAAAACUCACAGUUUCUCCCGAGUGAUAACGACCCAGUCUACCAGGCCUUGAGAGCAGAGAUCAUCCAGCCCACUGAGCACGAUCUGAGAAUAUGGGAACUGAGCCAACCUAGAUUUGCCGGCAAUCCGUUCGAGGACUUUUUCGAUAGUUUGGCAUCUGCCAUGACAACGGGCCCGGCAAGUGGCCAGAGCGGAGACUCAGGAUCAGGCUCUUCUGGUCAGGAAGAAGACGAAAUUCAUUCCGAGGAUGCUCUCAAGGAGCUUGUGAGGGUGGUACUUCGGAGGGAAGGCGGCCGACUCAAUGGCACCUGGUCGCUCGCAAUGAACCGCGCGCACUUGAGCACUCCGCUUUUAGUGGGAACGACUCACGAGCCCCGUCAUGCGAUCAAUGAUGGGGGCAUCACACUGGCGCGAUCAGGUCAUGGGGGCCAUAUCCACCUGGGACACCGCCCGAUUGUAUCCUUUGAGGCAAAGAAAAGGAACCCUGCCGGGAGGCACUACCCCACUGACCAGUCGGAGCCAGCUGUGUCGGCCAUACGCGGCCAGGAGUUUUCGGAACUGCUGGGCCAGGCGUUUGUGUGCUCUGAAAGAGUGGACAACAAAUGGCAAGACCAUGAUGGAUGGUUGAUCUCCAUCCACGGGACUAGGUUUAGACUCGUGAACGCCUUUUUCUCAGGUUCGUAUCUGGGCCAGGUCAACAGUCCCAUUCUUCGUGAAAAUCAGCGUGCUUUUGUCUGGGGUACCCGCCAUUAUAACCUCAAGUCACCAAUCGAUCGGUGCCAGGCUAUCAAGGCUGUGAUCGGAUUGAUCCGGUUCUUGAAGUUGGGAGAUGUGUCCAACCACCGUCUACGCACAGCUAGGGGAUAG
Molecule: messenger RNA, 1014 nt
Organism: Aspergillus wentii DTO 134E9
Lineage: Eukaryota; Fungi; Ascomycota; Eurotiomycetes; Eurotiales; Aspergillaceae
Exons: 4
Coding region: 1-1014 (337 amino acids)
Source: RefSeq, a predicted model, not a curated record